Messenger RNA from Hyalella azteca, 3491 nucleotides. Its product is annotated as histone-lysine N-methyltransferase SETMAR. Gene Ontology annotation, molecular function: nucleic acid binding. Bases 153 to 1298 code for a protein of 381 amino acids. Lineage: Eukaryota; Metazoa; Arthropoda; Malacostraca; Amphipoda; Hyalellidae. The record is from RefSeq and is a predicted model, not a curated record. The transcript has 2 exons.
GUGGCAGUUUAGCGCUCGACCAAGACUGCAUUGUGCUAGCGGAGAGCUCGUGACUUGCGUGACAAGCGCUGCCCAAGGAGGACAGCUUCCCUGGUGCUCUUGCUCGAACUUCCUUUGACAUCUCAGCGUGGUCGUUACAGAGGACCAUCAGAAUGAAUGACAUCGACGAUGAACCUCCUCUUAUCAUCGAAAAUAAGGAAGCACUCCCAGGCUUCACGGCCAAGGAACAGCGCGUGAUCGUGCGCUACCUCCACCACAUGAAGACGCGCUCCACUGAAAUCCACAAGCUCCUGGAGGCGGUGUGUGGUGAAGCCGCAGCUCCGUACAAGCUCGUCAAGGCAUGGGUCACCGACGAUGUUAAGGGACAGGAAGACCAAGAAGAACAGAAUAAGAAUGCGUACAGUACUGCCACUAACGGAGCUGUGUCCCCCAAACAAACCCUACCCACAGACCCGGCUUUAGUUUAUCGUUUGGAGCAUCUAGUGAACAACGACAGGAGGCUAUCAAUUGAACGGGCGUCUGAUCUGGCGAUGGUUACAAAACAAACAGCGCAACACGUUAUUUGCGAUGUGCUUGGAAUGAAAAAAGUGUUCGAGCGUUGGGUGCCUCGAUUAUGGACUCCUGAACAAAGAUCCUAUCGUGUUCAAGUUGCCGAAGAACUUCUUCGUCGGCAUGAGGCUGAAGGCGAUGAGUUCCUUGAGAGGAUCAUCGUUGGAGACGAAACAGUCGUGUACUACUACACUCCCAACACAUUGCGUCGCCACUCGGUCACAAUGACAAGAGGAGUCCUUGGUGUAGGUGAAAAAUAUAGGCCCAGCAUUGAGCAAGUCGGUGUCUCGUUCAUGCUCUACUAUGAUAUUUAUGGUUUGCUUCUGGCAGAGCACGUACCGAGCGGAGCUGACAACGCUGCAGACAAUUAUGCAAAUAUUCUGAAAGAACACCUCACAGAGGCUUACGCCCGAAAACGCCGAGGAAAGAAGUUGAGCGACUGCAUCUUGCUUCAUGACAACACCGCUCCUCACAGUUCGAAGGCCGCUCGCCAAGUUCUCACCGAACUUGAGCUAGAGGCUUUGCCUCACCCUCCAGCGUCACCUGACUUCGAACCUCAUGAAUAUUGGCUCAUUCCGUUCCUACGGAACAGCAUGAGAGGCGCCACCUACCACGAUAAACAGGUUAUCAUCACGGCCCUGAGUCAUCACCUGAAGCACCUCAUGGAAUGCGAAUUCUUGAAAUCAAUCAAAUCCUUGCCGACGCGCUGGGCGCAGUGUGUUGACACCAGCGGCCUUUAUGUCCUGUAAUCCGUAAAAACAAUUUUAAGGAUGUCUUUUGCGACGGCACUUAAUCGACUGCAUCACAUCUUCAGGUGAAAGUUUUGCUAAAUUGUUGAAGGGGAGCAUCGUCUUUGUUACGAGGAAGAAGAGAAGUCUGUGCGGGAUUCAGAAGAACACUCAUUAUGCAGGGCCCUAUAUGCAUUGCGAUAUAAACAGCAUUUGGAAUUGCUUCAUUUUUCCUCAGAAAAAAAGAAAAUAUGACUUAAAGAAAAACUUUUAGGACAUAAAGUUCAUUUUGUAUAUAUUUUCAUCUGAUGUCAUGUUGCCAUUUUACGCAUUACGUUCAUUCGUUUAGGUUGACGUAAGUAGAUUUAUGUCGUCUGUACAAAUACUAUUUAUUGGUUGAAGUGCCUAUAUGUUGUUGGCGUAUUAGAUCUGAAGAGCAAAUUCUUCGAUAUCGUAUAAGUUGAAUUAAAAAUUUACUUCCUCAUCUUCAAGGUAAGCAAACUUCCUCCAUGUUCCGGCUCGACCAGCCGUAGUUGCUCUUUCAGACAUGUUUGCUUGUAUCAAAAUCAUCCUAUAUUCUCAUUCUUUGGUUAAUAGAAUCUUGUGUUGACUGACUAUAUUACCUGCAGCGGGAGAGCUUCAGCUUAGAAAAUAAAUCAUGCAAAUAUCUUCACAGCACCCUCUAGUGCGCGUCAAAAUCUGCAUGAGCUCAAACAAAAAGUGUGAAAGGUCUUAUCUUGGAACUUUAAUUUGUAUUGAAGAUAACUGGCUCAAGCUAAAGGAUAACUUAAAUAAAGCCAGAAUUGGAAUAAUUCUCAUCCAUAUUUGUGUACUUUAUUCUAUAGAAAGAUUUCACUCUGUUAACAAAAGAUUAUUUUUCAAGAUAUUGCGUACAGUGCAAUCUAUCAAGGUUAUAAAUUCAAUUAAAAGUGAUAGGAAAAGAUCAUACACUAUCACAAGGCUCUCUGUAUCAAUACACUAAUCGUGCAGAGUAAUGGAAUAAAUGUAUUGUUAGACUAAGGAUAAUACUCGUAUAAUAAUUGUAAUAUAUUCAACUUUUAGUUUGAGGUACCGUUUUAUUUAUACGCAGUUUGCUUUUAUCGUCAUAUGUUAUGUUUUCACAGCAGCUAGGGGUGUUUUUGCUGGUAUACUCUGAUGCUCUAUGAAAUAGGUUUUUGUUUCGAUAGCCAGGCACUAAAGUAGCAGCUACGAUCUUUUAUUCACUGAAAGCAUUCAUCGGACGUCAAACUAUAAGCCUACGUUCAUAACAUCCAGAGAAUCAGUGUUUCAGAUAAUAAAUUAACUAUGCGACGUGAAUUAUCUGGAUACAUUUAUUAGAAAUAGUCUGUUAAAAUGGACGAGAAUUAACGUUAACCUUGUUCGCCAAUUCAAUUCCUUGGAGAUCCGAAAAAGAAGACCAAACCGAGAUAAUUACUUGCAUUAUUUUUCUCGAACUAAUUUGUCUCUAAAAUGUAAACCUCAUAUUUUUUCUAACUGGACAUUUUAUUGCAAAAUGGAAAAUGAAUGACACUUUGCACGUUUCAUUUGUAAUCACCGUUUAAGAAGCGAAUAGAAAGGUAUACAGCACUCAACAACCGUAGUAGAAUAACUUGGUAUGGGCACAGUAAUCAUAAAUUUAAGAUACCUUAUCAUGAGUGAUAAUAUACUUGCCUUAUCGCUUAUUGUACAUUAUAGUACAUACGUAGAAUAUUUUCAGGAUUUUUCAACAAAAUGGAAACAUUACAACCCGUGGCAGGAUGCCUGGGCAUACAAAUUAUGGGCACCAAGACGGUGCCAAGUUUUCUAUGCGGUUGUCUAGGUAGAAUUCAAGGUUAAUUAAAACAACGCACACCUGCGCGGACGGCUUGGCCUCGAAAUGCACCUCACCAGUAUAUUAUCGUUCUAUAUGUGCAAGAAAUUAAAUAUCAGAAGAAUAAGAUAUGAAGAAAACUGCAUGGCAUUGAUAGUUUUAAGAGUCCAGACACAUUCGAUAGGAAAAGAGCCAACGGGCUCCCAGCAUGUCUGCCGCGAUAGUGUAGAGCUAAAAAAGUAUAAAUAGUGUUAUUCAAUAGUUAAAAAAAUAUGAAUAAUUCAGAUAACAUGUAUCGUUCGUUUAACCAGAGUUAUCUGAUACGCAUUAAUAAUGUGUGCCUAUGCUAGCUGAAUUAUAAUUUAAAUUAUGACAUAGUCUUGAAUAAUAGUGCUUCUCACGUG